AUGGAACGCUUCCAGGAACUCGACAAGGAGCGCGCCGCGAUUGACGCGGAGAUCCAACUGAUCGUGGAAGAGCUGACGGCCGGACCCAACCCCAUCGGUCUGAAGGGACCUCUCGUGGAUGACGAAGGUUUCCCUCGCUCGGACAUCGACGUGUACACUGUGCGCCACAAGCGACAUCGCUUUGCCUGCCUCCAAAACGACCUCAAGUGGAAGAUGCAGGAGAUUGAAGACGUCAUGACGAGCAUUUACGCGGAGAAGAAAGCUCAGCAACCCCCGCCCCCUCCGAAACAACCGACUAUUCCCGCAGGUCCAUCCGCUCACAGCAAGCUCCAUGCCGCCGAUGUCGUAUCCGACUCUACAGUCCCCGUCAAAUUGGAAGGAAAUGCAGUGGUCUUAUCCGUUCCAUUUGCCCGAGUGGAAUCAAUCCAAGAUGGUACAUAUCUAUCUCUUCAUCGCAUCCCUUACAUGCUCUCGCAGGUUCCCCCUCGAGCGAAGCAGGAUUGCAAGUGGGCGACCUCGUUCUCGAAUUUGGAACCGCGACGGCCGACAAUCACCGCGAAUUAGCGGCGAUCCGAGAGAUUGUCAUGCGCAACCUCGACGCGCCGAUUGAAGUCGUGGUCCAGCGACGGGGGACCGCCGACCAAUUCCGGCUCUCCCUUGUUCCGCAUUCUUGGAUCGGUCAAGGCGUGUUGGGGUGUCACAUCGUGCCCUUGCAUGUUUAAUCCCCACUGCUUUAUUCAUGUCGCUUCGAGUCCUCCACAUCUUGCGCAUCGCAACCUUCAAGUGUAACUGUAUCAGGAAAAUACGCUUCUCUGAUUGGUGGGAUUCUGCAGAGUGUGUGUAAACCAGCCAAUCAAAUAGUACGUUGCAUUGAACGCUGG
This is a messenger RNA of Aphanomyces astaci, 881 nucleotides long. RefSeq lists its product as hypothetical. Bases 1 to 564 code for a protein of 187 amino acids. The transcript has 4 exons. Gene Ontology annotation, biological process: proteasome regulatory particle assembly. Gene Ontology annotation, molecular function: protein binding. Gene Ontology annotation, cellular component: cytoplasm; nucleus. The record is from RefSeq and is a predicted model, not a curated record. Lineage: Eukaryota; Oomycota; Saprolegniomycetes; Saprolegniales; Verrucalvaceae.